This is a messenger RNA of Cataglyphis hispanica, 3424 nucleotides long. RefSeq lists its product as uncharacterized. The record is from RefSeq and is a predicted model, not a curated record. The coding region runs from base 705 to 2870 and encodes 721 amino acids. NCBI's taxonomy places the organism in Eukaryota, Metazoa, Arthropoda, Insecta, Hymenoptera, Formicidae. The transcript has 6 exons.
CGUCUCAAAGUGUGCUCAAGAAGCAACAGUUGAUCAGGGACACCUUGUAUACAGACGCGCACGCGUACGUUAGUAACUUAAAUUUGGCGCGACAGUCCAUUAUUGGUCACGUGGUCCACAUUUAAUUCGCUACUUCUGCAAUCAGAGGCGCUAAAGGUCGUCCAAGAUCCAAGGUCCAAGGACUUUUUCAAGAAGUAUUUUCUGACAAUUUUUAUUAAUAUCAAGGUUUUUUUUGCGAUAUAUAUAUAUACGCAAACGAGAAAUAACAAUAAGUUUGUUUUCUUUUAUCUGAAUUAGAGUAGAAUGAGAUAAAUAUAUAUAUAAAAGUUCAAAAGAAGAAAAGGAAAAAUCUGCAAAGUUCAGUUAAAAAAAAAAAAAAACUUAUGACAUCAUGGUAUUAUAGCUUGUCAGCGUGUUAUCCGCGCGAAGCAACUAAAGUGAACCAAUGUUCGAGAGACAUCUAAUAAUCUAAUCUAGUGUCACAUCUCGCGACAUUGCGAGACGAUCUAAGGAGAGGAACCUGGAAACUGGAGGGAGAAGCAAUCAAGCAUGCUUUAUUGCGGCGUAGAGAGAUCUUUAUUUACAUUCUGUUAGAGCGAAUAUUUCACGCGAGGCACGUGAUGCUUUGAUACUGUGCAUCUAUAAGAAGUGGAUUAUCUCGCACGAUUUUCACAAAUUCUCACUCGCCCUUUAUAUCGGACAGCAUGGAACGAGAAAAAAACGAGUGGUUAACCGCGAGGAAGAUCGAGGAGGAAGAAAUGAAGCGCGAGCUCACGGAUAUCGGAAUAUACGAACCACAAUUCACAUACAAAGAAAUGAAACGAUUACUUGUAUUUAUCAAUGAGUCUCCAGACACAUCAAAAGCUGCCAAUAAUAACGAUACGCACAAGGAACAACAUACUAAUAAUCAACACCUCUCGGAAAUUGCGUUUGAUGCGAAUGCAUUGCAAGAAACGGCGGUACAGGAAUGUACAGAGGUAUCUAAAUAUCCAUCAUACUCCUAUAGAUUGAAUCGCACGUCUCCAACAGUACACGAGCAUAAGACUGCUUCCUACAUCAACAAUCCGGGAUCUCCGUCCCUUUUCGAAGUACGAAACUCUAUGUACAGGCGCAAGAGCUCGGAUAGUGACGAAAUAUUCGAGAAACAAUUUGAGAGCACCAAUUCUACCCACAGUACAAAUCAUUUUCUCUCAUCAAGAUCAACAAACAUUCCACGAGAGAGCCAGAACGCGGCGGACAGAGAAAUGGCGCAAGAUACGCAAGGCGAAUUUGUUCAAAGAUUAGAAAGAUGGCGACUGAAUCCGCUCGAUGUCUGCAUCAACGAAAAUGACGUGCCUUUGCAACAACCAAAUCGGUCUUUGACUGGGGAACGUAUAUCAUUAAGAUACAACAAUGAGACGCACACGUCUGAGCAGCGCGACCAAGCAAUACGAUUUAUGAACCAGCAUUUGAAGGAAAUAGCAGAUUUGUGGUACAGUUGGCUUCCUGCUGAUUUGAUAUUUCAAUGGGGGUCACCCAUUCAGGUCGGCACUGCUAAUAGUAGCUUGGAUAAAAAAUUAUUAACCGAAUCUAAGACUGAACAGAUCAAAACAGAAUGUACAUACAGAGAUAAUCAUGAGCGAGCUUGUAAACGUAAAGCGAACUCUAUCAUCGCUAGUCUGAAUAAAGAAAGUUCCACUGAGGACGAAGAAGAUAAAUGGGAUUCCACUCGUGGCAAGAAGAAGAGAGUACAAUCUGGUAGUAAAUCGAGUAACGUACAGCGUGCCGCGAAUCAACACACACAUAAUGACAGUCAUGAAAAAGCAACAUCGAGUGUGAUCGCGCGUCAAGGAAACUCUAUCAACGAUGACAAUAGCGAUAUAGAUUUUGACAAUGAGCAUAUUAAAUCUGUAUGCUCUGAGAAAACUGAUGAAGAAAAUGAAAAUGUAACAGAAUUAAAUACAUACCCGAGAAGAAUAGUACCGCCCAGUCCUAAGACACGUUUAAGUCUAUCGAGACACAGAAAGAGAACUGCUACGUCGAAAUCAUUUCCAAAAACGCGGCAAACCAAUAAGAAUAAAAUUAUCGAAGAGACAAAAAAGCAAAAGAAUACAUUGACAAACAAAGAAAUCUAUCAGAAAUUGAUAGAAGACUGGAGUGGCGACGAGGAAGAACCUGCAGUAAUAAAGAAUGUGAAGAUACGACCAUUACCAAUACCGAAAAUGAUACAAUCUAGAUUACACGAGAAACAAGUAUCGCUUCAUAAUACGGAUGAAAAAACAAAGGCAAAAGAAGAUGAGAGCGAUGGAGAGCGAAAAAAGGAAAAGAGACCAAAACUUUGCCAACAACGAAAGAAAGAAGAAAAAUCAAGUAGGAUAAAGAAUGGAAAUAGCUGGGAACAUCAACUAAUGUCUGAUGAUGAGGAGAAAUCAUAUGAAACAACUCCAGAGUUGGAUGUACAGAAUGGCAAUCAAUCUAAUAAUGUAAUUACUUCGACAAAUAACGUAAGUUGUCCUAUAUGUAAUAAAGUAUUUCCGCAUAGCGAGAUACAGGAUCAUGCCGCUAAUUGUGAACAAUUUGAGAUCAAUAAUGAAGAGGAUGAUAAUGACGCGGUUAUAUUAGAAUGUGAUAUAUGCAGCAAAUACAAAACUAGUAAUGGGAUAGAAUAUGAGGACCAUGUUCAGCAAUGUAUCACUAAGCAUGAUAAAAGGCAUUCGCAUGGAUCUCAAGAUUUCGAUAUACCUGCUUCAUCUUUUCACACUAAUAAGCGAAUAAUCAAUGAACAGAAAGAUUCCGAGAUAGCUUAUUUGGGCCAGUUUCCCUCUGAUAACAAAACAAAAAUAAAUACUAAUAGAAAAAGAAAAUUAUAUACCAAAGGAAAUGUGUUGUAAUAGAAAGGGGAUGUUUAUUGAUCGUUAUACGAGGAUUUUCUUUUAAACGUAUAAUUAUUUUUUAUUUCACUUAAAGAAAGCUUUUUGGCAUAUCAUGAGUUAAGCAUCGCAUAGGAUUAAGCAAUUGAUAUGCAUAUUUCUUGCGUUUGCUUAACAUUCCAUGUUACAGAGUAUCAUAUAGUAUAGAAUGUCUUGUAACUCGCGUAAUUUUAACGAUUCUUUGAACAUUCAAGUUUAAAAAAUUGUUAAUGAAAAGGUGUCGAAGAAAAUAACUUUCAACAUUAUAAAUUUUUCAAAUUACGAAUUUCUCAAAACAAAAUUUUAUUUGAGUAAAGUCUAUUUGAAAGUAAUUUAAGAAAUAGAUUUUAUUAUCUGUUUAUCCCUAAAAGUAAUAAAGUUUAAUUCAUAAAAAGCCCCUUUUUUCAUAAAUCUGAAUAAAAUUCUUCAUAAACAACUAGUAUCUUUUAAUUGAAAAAUAAUCUACUUCAAAUUUAUCAGAGAUUAGUAUUAAAACUAAAAUUGCAAGUUGAGAUUUUAUAAAUUUAUUUCAAUAU